CCCGUAACCCCGCCCCCUCUCGGUUUAACGGACGCACACACACUCGCCGCUCCUACUGCUGGAACAUUACAAGCGCGCGACUGUUGUUGUUGUUUUAUAUUGUUUAUAUUCGUUUACCGGACGAUCGCGUGCAGCACGGAAUAACGGUCGCCGCGCCCAGGAGCACAGCAUUGAUCUUAAAGAGGCAGAUUAUCCCUCAGCAAUCUGUUCACCUGUGUUCAGUCCACUGCACUUUAUAUACUCAACAGCUUUGUGUGGGUUUGUUCAGCUGAAGUUUUGGAGUAAAAACGCUGUCAGACGAGAGCAGGGAGGAAACACAACCCUGUCACAAUGCUUAUUUGACAAAUGCCUGAGGGCCAAUUAGGCGAGCUGAUGAUGAAGAUGACGAGUGAGCUCUGCCAUAGUGUCUGAUGGUUUGGUAAUAAUGGACGUCCCCAAUGGCCAGCCCAGCAUCUCCACCUUCACGACCCCAGCAUCAGAGAGGAGCAGCAGUUCAGAGUCCCUCAGUGAAAAGGGCCCUUCAGAGCUCAAGAGUUUUGAUGCUGUGGUCUUUGACGUGCUGAAGGUCACACCAGAGGAAUAUGCGGGUCAGAUCACUCUUAUGGACGCUCCAGUGUUCAAAGCUAUCCAACCUGAGGAGCUUUCAAGUUGUGGCUGGAACAAGAAGGAAAAGCACAGUUCAUCUCCAAAUGCUGUAGCCUUCACACGCCGUUUCAACCAGGUGAGUUUCUGGGUGGUGAGGGAGAUUCUUCAUGCACAAACUUUAAAGAUCAGAGCUGAAGUGUUGAGCCUCUACAUCAGAACAGCAAAGAAACUGUGUGACAUGAACAGUCUCCAUGCGGUGAUGGCGGUGGUCUCUGCAUUACAAAGCGCUCCUAUCUUUAGACUCGCUAAGACCUGGGCACUUUUGAGUCGGAAGGACAAGGCCACGUUUGAACGGUUGGAGUAUCUGAUGUCUAAAGAAGACAACUACAAACGCUUGAGAGAUUAUAUCAGCAGCCAGAGCAUGACAUCCUGCAUCCCAUAUCUCGGUAUCUAUCUAUCUGAUUUAACCUACAUUGAUUCAGCAUAUCCCUCCACCGGCAGCAUUCUGGAAAACGAGCAGCGCUCAAACCUCAUGAACAACAUACUGAGAAUCAUCUCAGACCUGCAGCGAUCCUGUGAAUAUGAUAUUCCAGUAUUGGUGCAUGUGCAGAAGUAUCUAAAUUCUGUUCGGUACAUUGAGGAGCUACAGAAGUUUGUUGAGGAUGACAAUUAUAAGUUGUCUCUGAAGAUUGAGCCACCAGCUACCAGCACACCUCGCACCACUGCCUCUAGAGAAGAUCUCACAGGUCCGGACACAUCUGCUUCACCGUUAUGUGGACGUCGAGGUAAUCUUGCUGAGGGUGCCCUGCCUAAAGUCCCACCCACGCCACCUUCACCCCGAAACCUCAUCACCUAUGGACACAGGAAGUGCCAUAGCCUCGGCUACAAUUUUAUUCACAAAACAAACACGGCGGAGUUUAAAAGUGCAACGUUCCCCAACGCUGGGUCCAGACACCUGCUAGAUGACAGCGUGCUGGAAAGUCACACACCCACUCGAGGGCAUGCAGAGAGCUCAACACUAUCGAGCGGCAUUUCACUGGGAAGCAGUGAAGGGUCGGAGCUCAGCGAGGAGAUGUCUUGGCCUGCUUUUGAGAGGACUCGGUUCUAUCACUCUCUGGGCCCAGUCAGCAGAGUGGGUCGCAUGUCCUACAGAGGAGCACUCAGACCCAGCAGCUCUGCUGAGUCUGAGGAGCUGGCGGUGCAUCUGUACCCAGGGGCUGUCACAGUUCAGGGGGUCCUACGCAGAAAAACUAUCCUCAAAGAGGGAAAGAAACCCACGGUGGCAGCGUGGACCAAGUACUGGGUGGCUCUUGGCGGUACUCAUCUUUACUAUUAUACUGCCAAGUCCCUCAAAGCCACAGAGAGGAAGCAUUUUAAGUCUACUGCCAGCAAAACGGUUCCCGUUGUGGGCUUAAUGACCAUGAUGGCAGAUGACCCGGAGCAUCCCGACGUCUUCCUGCUGACCGACUCUGAGCACGGAAACUCGUAUAAGUUCCAGGCGGGGAACAGAAUGAACGCUUUACUGUGGUUCAAACAUUUGAGCGCGGCAUGUCAAAGCAACAGGCAACAGGUCCCAGCAAAUCUAAUGUCCUUUGAAUGAGUGAGACCAGGACCAAUCAAGGACAUGGAGAGCUGAUGAACGGCUGGAUGAAUAAGAGCAGAGGAAUAGAAGGAUUAGCAGGGGGAGGUGGAGAGGCCUGAGACGAAUAAAAGAGCUAAAGACUCCCGUGUUUUAUGUGUUGGAGCUUUUCCACUGCCAUCACCCAGCCUGAGCCCCUCAGCAAGCUCUCUAACACCACUGCCUUAACAAGCAGAAUAUGUGUGUAUGUGUGUGCGCGCGUGUGUGUGUGAAAGAGAUGGAUUUCCCUAGCAGCAGUGUUUUCCUCUCCACUGGCAUCUCAGAGGACCUCAUUCAUUUUAGGUUUUUAUUUACACUUCCUCCAUCAUCCAAAGUGAGGAACUCUCAUGAGAGCAUUCCUGUAACUGUGAGCACCUCAGUCUUGGAUUCUUCAUAGACCUCUUGCCACUGUUUUUUUGUUUUCCUUCCUUUUAAUCUGAUCAACACUUCCUACCCUAAAACUUUCCACAUCAGCUCUAGGAAAUCUCUGCAGAUGGCCAACUCUAACAUGCGGACACGUAACAGCACAAUCGAUGCCGAUUGUCUAUUUGCACACUUGAGUUAGACUCACGUAAGCAUGACACGAGAUUCUUCACAAGCAGGAAAUGAAAGUCCCUCGCUUAUUAAAAUGCGAUUUCGAACCAGAAAAAGGGCUCCGAUUUUCAAUGAAUUCCAGAUGAAAGGAAACCGCUUUCUUUAUUAAUUUCCCUGAUUGUCGUCUUCAGAGUUUUUCCUACCAGCGUCUGAUCUUUUAUGGAUUCUGUAACUUUGCUGAAAGGCACCUGAAAUUUACCAAACAAUGGGGGGUAGCAAGAAGAGAAAAGGAAGUGCUCGCCACGAUGAGAUGUUUGAAGGCACUCUCCAGGGCACCCAUGUCAUGUUCGGAUCUUCACAGCAUGAGCAAACUCAUCCAACUUCAAAGAAACUGAAAGAAGCCCACCGGUUACCCGAGUUCAAACAUCUCAAAUCUACCCUUUUCUGAUUUUGUCCGCGAGGAGAUGCGUACAUACACAAACACACUUUUAAAGUCACUUGAAAGCUGUGAAUGUUAAUGGGUGCAACACAGUCAGUAGGUUUACAUCUCCAAAAUUGUAUUGGUCCCAAUAAGUUUCGUUUUUUCAGUGUAUGAAUGCUUCUCUAUUUGAAAUAGUGGGGACGGCGGGUGAAUAAGCAGGUGGUGUGCGUGUGUGUGUGUCCAGCAUUAAUAUCCCACACUGCCAGUGUGGUACAUUAUUGAUUUUGUUUUAUUUUAUGUGGUUUUGCUUCAUUUUAUUAUAUUUUAUUAUUUUAUUUCAGUAUUACUGGGAUAGUUGCACAUGUCUAGAUUAUUUUAAUUGUCUGUUACAUUAACGUUUCAUUCAUUUGUCUUGUCAUAUUCAUUUUGAAAGUAACGCCUCAUGCAUGAUUUUAAAACGGUGUGGACGUUUUCUUUCGUCGUUUGCUAUCGUGAGAGAACAGUUGAUGGGCGGUUUGACACACAUUUUUUUGCUUUCAGGUCACACGACCCAAAUUGUGUAUACCUGUAUGUAUGUUUGCUCCAGCUCUAUACAUUUCUGGGAGAUUCGAGUUGAAUAGCAUUACCGUUCGGCAGAGGACCACUUAUAAGAAGUUUUGUCUACAGGAUGUCUCAGGAUGUUCGAUAAGAUUGGGUCCAUCAUUUUUUUUCUCCAAACCAGUUUCUUUGGGAUUUCAUUUUUUUUAAGCUUGACUCUGGAAAUAAUUCCAGGUUCAAAUUUCUGUUUCCAACAUACUGUGAGCAAGAACGAUCUUGGGCAAUAAAGGACAAGAAUCCAAUUUUGCCUAAAUGAUUGUAGACACUUUUUUCAAAGUGUAAAAGUUCUGUGGUGUCGUCGUUUCACUGGUUUUUACAUAACAGAAUUAACUUGAAAUUAAUAGAUGAGAAGACAAGUUGAUAUCCAAAAAUAUGGUUUAAAAUCAGAUUUGUGUGCGUUGACCAUGAAUUUGUUAAUGCUCGGUUGUUUUAAACCCAGUGUUGGGUCAAAAAUAAACAUUUUCUGGAUUAAUUUAAGCCAAAGGCUGUUGAAAAAACUAGCAUUUUUCGAGUGUUCCAUCAUAUCUAUUUGUUUUCAUCAUUUGUUGUGGUUUUGCAUGGGACACAGGCGGUUGUGAAAUUAGGGACAAGGGUGAUAAUUUGAUUUUGAGGUAGAAGAAAAUAAAAGGUUUCUUUUCAUAUUUCUAAAACUAUAUUUUUGUAAUGACACUUUUAUGGUGUCUCUAAUCUAAAACGCAAGACUAAUGCAUUUAAUAUUAGGUGGUGUGUAUAGCACAGGCAAUACUGAAACAUUAAGGAAUGCUGUUAUCUGGGGUAGUUUUUGUUUACAUACAUUUGUAUUGUACUGAGCCUUUCAGGUAUUAGCACUUUGGGUUGGGAGAAAGCUCUGGAAGAAAUGAAUUCUGGGAGAAGGGUUUAGCUCAGCUGCCUGUAAGAGACAAAUUUAAAGAUGUUGGUGUUUUCCAGGUUCAAAAAAGCUGUGAAAGUGAAUCAAAUCGAGACACGUUUAAUUGGAAACUUUAUGUUGGUUAAUCGUUUACAUGGUUCAUGGAUGUCUGCGAUGCCCGGUUUGCCCGAGGGCUGGUUUGCCAUAACUGUUACGGUGGCACAGAGAGGUUUGUUUCUAGAUAGUAUCUAAAGGUGCGUGACCAUGCAGUUACACACACAAUAAGUAAAUAAGAAGGUUCUAGAUGUAAGGUAUAUUUUUAAUAUGUUAUAAUGAUUGGUAGAGUGCCUGUAUGCUCAUAAACAUCACAUCAGACAUUUUACUGAUAUGAUUUAUGCAUCUUGACGUCCCCAAAAUUUUCCACAGGGGCAAAAUAAAUUACAAUGCUAUGCUACUCUUCAUCCAUUGCAGAUUUCUCUUUCUGAAAUGUUUUUUUUUUACUUUUGGGAAAAAUGUUUUUGGACAAUAAUCUGAUCAGGUUUUACCCUUGGAUUAUUCUCCUGUUUAUCUUUUUUUUUUUCACACUACAUCUCAUUGCAUUUUUGUUUCUGAUAUUGAUAUUGUUUUAAUAAAACUGUCCAGACAUUUGUUUAAUAGAGGUUCAUUUCUGUUUUGUGGUGAAAAAGGUUUUCAAUGGGGACAGUGAUGUUUUUGUCGAUGAUUUUGCUAUUUGUUUCUUCUGUAUCUCCAAUACAAUGCACCAUGCAAUUUUAUUGUCUUUUUAUAUACCAUAUCAUACAGUUCACAUACAAACCCACACCUGAGAUGUUGAGAUAUGGACUCCUCAUCCUCCCUGCAGGCUUUUUCACCUUGAGCUCCACUGCAUUACUUUAAGUGGUGCUGUAUUACAAAGAACUGAUGUUGAUUUGUAACGAGAUGAAUUUAUUUGUGUGUGCGUGCGUGUGUCUCACACUGUGCCAUCCUGUUUCACCUGCUCUUACCCACUUUAUAUUUAUCCUGUCCAACCCCGUGAUCACUGGGGCUGUUGACCCAUGACAGCGCUAUGACCUUUGACCUGAGUGAUGCACUUCUGGGUCCCAGACAGGGCAAAACGAACUAAUAAACACUUUUGGUUGUAUGUUUUUAA
Misgurnus anguillicaudatus (oriental weatherfish) is the source of this 5749-nucleotide messenger RNA. The record is from RefSeq and is a predicted model, not a curated record. NCBI's taxonomy places the organism in Eukaryota, Metazoa, Chordata, Actinopteri, Cypriniformes, Cobitidae.